ACUGGAUCGCAUUACAGAAAUCGACGGAUGAGAUUGAAUAUAGAGUACACGCUCUUAUUUUUGUUAUUAGCCCCUUUUGGUCGGUCUGUCUCUCUCACAGUGUCUCUAUCGUUCUCCAACUUCUUAGCCAGUAAAAGUUAGGGUUUUUGUGGGAGAUUUCGAGACUCAACAAUGGUGGAAGAUCACAAGCACGAGGAAUCGAUCUUGGAGAAGAUCGUUGAGAAAAUCCAUGGCCAUGGUGACUCAUCGUCUUCGUACGAUUCCGAUGACGACAAGAAGUCGACAUCGUCCUUUAAAUCGAAGAUUUACCGACUUUUCGGAAGGGAGAAACCUGUUCAUAAGGUUCUCGGUGGCGGAAAACCUGCCGAUAUUUUCCUUUGGAGGAACAAGAAGGUAUCUGGAGGAGUAUUGGGUGCUGUAACCGCGUGCUGGAUCUUGUUCGAGUUAAUCGAAUACCAUCUCCUCACUUUUCUCUGCCACUUCUCGAUUCUUGUUCUUGCGGCAUUGUUCUUGUGGUCUAACGCUUGUACCUUCAUCCACAAGGCAAGUCCUCACAUCCCGGAAGUACACAUCCCCGAGGAUCCUGUUCUCCAACUUGCUUCUGGGCUAAGGAUUGAAGCUAACCGUGUAUUUACCCUUCUUAGGAGUAUCGCAUCAGGAAGAGACCUCAAGAAAUUUAUCUUGGUAAUCGCUGGCUUGUGGGUUUUGUCCAUUAUUGGCAGCUGCUGCAACUUCUUGACAUUGUUCUAUACUGCUACUGUGCUUCUCUUCACCGUUCCUGUUCUUUACGAAAAGUACGAGGACAAAGUAGAUGCCGUUGGCGAGAAGGCGAUGAGGGAGAUCAAGAAGCAUUACGCAGUGCUUGAUGAGAAGGUUUUGAGUAAGGUCAUGAGCAAGAUUCCAAGAGGAGCUCUGAACAAAAAGAAGGAUUAACAAAUGUGACUCUUCGUACUGAUGGUUCGAAAUAUGUUUCGUUAGAAGCUGUUGGUUGAUAAACCCUUUGGUUUUUUGUUAUUAUGGUCAGUAUAAAUUUGGGGUUUAACCAUAUUUUAGUGUGUAAUAACUCAGAUUAAUGUGGAAUAUUGUUGUUGGUUAAUAUUAUCCCUAGCUAAUUUCUCAUCUCCAGACUAAAGAACUAUUGGGAAAUUUGUAACAGCUCUCCCUGUUAAUAAGAUAUUGCAA
Thlaspi arvense is the source of this 1182-nucleotide messenger RNA. NCBI's taxonomy places the organism in Eukaryota, Viridiplantae, Streptophyta, Magnoliopsida, Brassicales, Brassicaceae. The record is from the annotation of a GenBank genome assembly.